CUCUGCUUAUUCAUUCAUUCGUUCAUUUCUUAAGUUUAUUAUAUUAAAUUUUUAUUUUCAUUAUUUUUUUCAAAUUCCAUUCUAUUCAUUUUUAAUUGUCGUCCAGCAAUCUAAUUUUAUAACCGAUUAAAUCUGAUUUUUUGUUCUGUUCAACCGCUGUUGUUGCCGGUUUUGUUUGAGUUAUGAAUUUUUCUUGAUCUGGAUUGGACCGAAAACAAAAUGACCGAAAAAUAUCGAAACACACCCAAAGGUCGUAUUGCGCCAAAUGGUUAUCGUUUAUGUGAUCCAUUACCCGAAGGACAAAUUUUACUUGAUAAUGAAAAAAAACAAUGGGUUAUCGGAAAACCCAUUGGUCUUGGUGGAUUCGGAGAAAUCUAUCAAAUCCAUCCGAAAGAUUCUCCAUCCAAACAAUGUGUCAUGAAAUUGGACAAUAGCAAAGGUCCAUUAUUUGUGGAAGUAAAUUUUGUAUUACGUGCUUGUCAAAAAUCACAGAUCCAGGCCUUUAUGGAAUCUCGUAAUUUGUCGUUUCUAGGAAUACCUCGUUUCAUUGCUUCAGGAACCCAUAAUGGUAGUUAUCGUUUCCUUAUUAUGGAGCAUUUAGGUGAAGAAUUACAAAAAGUUCUCGAAACUAGACGUUUAAGUGUAAAGACAACUUGCAGGAUUGCCUGUAGAAUAAUGGAUGCACUUGAAUAUAUUCAUGAUCAAGGCUAUAUACAUGCCGAUAUUAAAGCGCAAAAUAUUUUACGUUCGUUAAAGACAACAACAACCGAUAAUGAUGUAACGAAUAAACGAAAAACUGGCAAACGAACAAUGGAGGAUUGGUCCGAUAUUGAUGAAGAUGACAAUUAUUAUCUUAUUGAUUAUGGCCUUGUUGAAAGAUAUACAUUUCAAGGUUCACAUAAACCAUAUGAACCAGAUAAACGUAAAGCUAAUAAUGGUACAUGUGAAUUUCGUUCACGUGAUGCACAUAUCGGUGUCAUAUCACGUCGUAGUGAUAUUGAAUCGUUGGGUUAUAAUCUUAUACUCUGGUUCUAUGGCCGUCAUCCUUGGGCUAACAUACUUAAAGAUGCAGAAAAGGUAUUGGCUAAAAAAAAUUGGGCCAUGUCAAAUAUAGAUGAUUUUCUCAAAGAAUCAUUCAGUGGUAAAACAUUUGUUAAUGAUGAAGAAUCGAAUGAUUCGAAAGCCUCGAAAACGCCAUCAUCCAAAUCAAAAUCGAAUGCCAAAAAAACAUCAGCAGUAGCAGCUGUUCAACAACAACAGGCAAAGAAUAACAUUCCUAUAUCAACUGUUGUGCCAAAAGGAUUUAAAAAUUUUUUCGAUGAAAUCAAUCAACUAUCACAUGAUGAUCGUCCUAAUUAUGAAAGAUAUAAAAAUAUUUUACAAGAUAUUGCCCGAUUAAAUCCAAAAACUGGCAAUAAUAAUCUAUCCAAUGAUAGUCCGAAGCGAUCUCGAGCGGCACGAUCGAAUAAUAAACAAGAAGGGCCUAAAAAAUCAAACAAUAAAACGACGAGUAAUAAAAGCAAAAUCUUGUACACUAAUGACAAUUCAGAAUGUCCAUCCAACACUGAAAGUGAUGAUACCGAAAUUGAAGAUGAAGUAAUCGAUACAAGGAUAACAUCAUCAAGAACGACGAGAACGCAAACGACAAAAGCAAAUCAAAAACUAUCGCCAACAAAACGAACGAUUAAAAAACAAUUAAAAAAUAAGAAAGUUUUACCAGAAUCACCUCAGACACCGAAAUCAGUGAUGAAUCCACGUAGAAAUCUUCGAAACCGUAGGAAUAAUAUUUUUGAUAUUAGUCAUGAUGAUGAUGAAUUGGAUUCUAUUAAUGAAACAAAAAAAUCACCCACUAAUUGUAAUGGAAUGAAUACUCGAAAUUUACCACGCUAUUCGACGCCGUUAAUAUCAUUCACCCCGUUUGAUGGUGAUGAUCCAUUAUUUGGUCCAUUCGAACCGGAAGAAAGCCUUAACUAUGUCACUAAUAAUGGCAACAAAAGAAAUCAAACGCUCAGAUCCACACCCAUUAUAAAUGGUAAAAUAAAACUUGGAUCGAAAAAUAUGAAUAGUAUGAAUAGUAUUGUCAAUGAUGAAAAUGAAACCGAUAAUACUAAUAAUAACAAUACUAAUAGAAGAGUCAAUCAAUGUCGAAUCUAUAUCAAUAAUCAACGGUGUCGUUCACGGAAAUCAUAUGAUGAUGAUGAUUGGAAUCAAGCAUAUCAAAUUGUGCCGGAUAAACAUAAUACAUCCAAUGAUAAUGGUCCAAUCAUGAAAAUAACCAAUGGUAAAUCAUCCAAAUCAACUAUAACAAUGACAUCAACAACGACAACGACAACGACAACUGCCUCAUCAAAACCAAAUAAUUGUAGUGCUAAACGUAAUGUACAAAAAUCGAAUAAUGUUUCAUCAAAAUUUGUUACACCAAAUACCGAUAGUGGUGUAACAGAAACGGCUGCAAUGCAACGAAUUCGAUUAAUGUUGCAGAAUAAGAAGAAAAAAUGAUUGUCAUUCAAUUCAACUUUUUAAAUCAUUUCAUCAUUUACUAUUAUCAAUCAAUAAAAUAUACAAACAGAAUUCGAUAUCAUUGUAUUUGUUUUUUUACAUUUGUUUGUAUUUGUAUAUUGAAUGUGUUUUCUUUCGUGAUGAUCAACAUGAUGAUAAUGGAGAUGGAUGGAUCAAUCAAUUUGUGAUGCGAACCAUUUUUAAUGGAAAUUUUUUUUC
This is a messenger RNA of Dermatophagoides farinae (American house dust mite), 2718 nucleotides long. RefSeq lists its product as uncharacterized. The record is from RefSeq and is a predicted model, not a curated record. Gene Ontology annotation, biological process: protein phosphorylation. NCBI's taxonomy places the organism in Eukaryota, Metazoa, Arthropoda, Arachnida, Sarcoptiformes, Pyroglyphidae. Gene Ontology annotation, molecular function: protein kinase activity; ATP binding.